This is a messenger RNA of Asterias rubens (European starfish), 822 nucleotides long. Its product is annotated as mite allergen Der f 3-like. Gene Ontology annotation, biological process: proteolysis. Gene Ontology annotation, molecular function: serine-type endopeptidase activity. Bases 1 to 822 code for a protein of 273 amino acids. The record is from RefSeq and is a predicted model, not a curated record. Lineage: Eukaryota; Metazoa; Echinodermata; Asteroidea; Forcipulatida; Asteriidae. The transcript is spliced from 5 exons.
AUGAGAGUCGUAGUGUUUCUCGCCAGCCUCUCCCUGGCUUUAGGGUUUUCACCGAGCCGUCUCUUGGAUUCCCAGACUCUGAUCGUUGGAGGAGUGGAGUCCCCGAUGAAUAGUCGCCCGUACCAGGUAGCAAUUCUUGCCCUUAACGAUGCCGCAGGUCAGGUGUGCGGUGGUACCCUUGUUCACCCGGAAUGGGUAUUGUCGGCAGCUCACUGCGUUGGUCCACUAAAUGAUGUGUGGGUAGGUGUUGGCUUCCACGACCUACGCGACACGGCGGCAGAUGGCGCUACUAUCAUCACAGGCCAAUGGAUAAAACAUGACAAAUUUGACCCAACGGGAACUGGAGACCACGAUAUCGCGCUCAUCAAGCUGGACCAACCUGUAGUGCUCUCAAACAGGGUGCAGCCCAUUCCUAUUGUGAGUGCUGACAGUGAUGUUGCGUGGGGAACCGAUAUAUUGAUCAGCGGCUGGGGAAAACUUAGUCCGGACGACGCCCUCCCAUCUAAGGUUCUACGACAGGUUGUUGUAACGGCCGUUAGAAGAAAGCAUUGUAAGAAUGUUUAUACGCCCAUUGGUGCUCCGGUUUCCGGUAACAUGUUCUGUGCUGCAGCGCCAGGUAAAGACAGCUGCGCGCAUGAUAGCGGUGGCCCUGCCGUCAUUGGUUAUAACGAGAAUAUGCACGUGAAUGGAGUGACCUUAGCAGGGAUCGUAAGCUGGGGCUUUGGAUGUGCAGACCCCGUCUACCCAGGCGUCUACACCCGCAUAUCAAAGUACUGUGAUUGGAUAAGUAACAUGUCGGAAGGUGACGUCUCUUGCUCUUAA